AUGACCACGCUCCGUUUGUGGGACCACCUGCGGGCCGGCAGCUCCGAGCUGGACUGGUGCGAAGACAACUACACCAUCGUGCCCAGCAUCGCCGAGUUCUACAACACGGUGCGUAUCUCGAACUCAAGACCUGAGCCCGGAGAGGAGGAGGAGGAGGAGGAGGGUGCAUUUGGAAGCCGGGGGGGGAUUGGGAAGUACGUGCAAAUGCACGGUGGGGCUGAAUACAUGAUGUUCACACGGCUCGGCUCUUUCCCUUCCCUGCCGCUCAAUUACUGAUUUCUCAACAAAUGGUUAUUUUUUUUUAAACAAAUGCCACCGCGUCGUGGAAAUGCCAAAUGAGGUUCUGGGCGCAAUCAGACUUGCAAUAGGAUCCUGGAGACCUUCAAGUCGGGCUCCGAUUUCUGCUUUGGCACCGACUCGCGUGCAAGGCGCUGCAUAUCAGUUCUCAGCCUUGGUCAAAUUGGGAAAAGGACUAUUUUGCAAAUCGGGAAGAGGAUACCCAGUGUUGUAUUUUAAAACUGCAGCUACUGGCGAAUAGCUGUGUAUAUAUUUUUUUAUCGAAGAGAGAGCCUAUCUCGGUAAACAAACAGUUUCUUAAAGUAAAACCGACCAUAGUGUAUUCUAAGUGGUUGUUUAUUAUCCUGGUGGUCUUAUUUUCAGAAAGUGAGGGGCCUUAAAAUACCACAAACUAUCUUUUUAUUAUCUGAAUAGCUUGCAGAUAUGGAACUCGGGAUCAGAUCGUUUUCCUGGGAGCUUUUUUCUUUUGUUUUUCCUGGCAGAAAUGCUUGUAAAAUCAGAGAAUCCCCCAUAGAGCUGGAAAAAGUCUGCUGUCCUUUGAAUCCCCUUUGAGAGGAGCUGGGAUCAUGGACUGUCAUUUUUUCAGGCUGUUCAGAUUGGAGGAUAAAGCUUAAAUUGCAUGCAGUGGAUUAAUGGAGCAAAGCAGAAUUUUCCAUCUGUUAUCAUCUUAAGCUUUAACAUUGCUUUAGAAAAGGUAGAUCUGGAUCUCUGGCUGAUUUGCAGAUCAGCAGGCUUUCCUAACAACUAAAACGCUACAAUCUGGGCAUCUGAUAGUUAGGAAACUUGAAGGGAAAUUCUGGUACUGAACUGAGAGCAAAAUUUCUGGCCUGAUCAGGAGUUCACAAGCUUGAAGUCUGCCUUUCCCAGCUUUAGAAAAACAGCUUUUUCUCAAGGAAUUAAGACUGCUUUCAGGGCUGAUUUACAUAUUAACAAAUUCUUCCAUGCAAUCAGCUCUGUGUAGGAAUAAUGCUAUCUUGCAUGUAGGUUUUCACACAUAGUUGUCCAAAAAAUUUUUUAGUUUUCACAACAUUAUAAACAAACAAACAAACAAACAAACAAACACACAAGACAAACAUAAAUCAUAGCCUUAUUGAAAAUUACAGUUAUUAACUUUGUUAAAUGACUUCCUCACUUCCCUUUGGUUGAAUUUCAUUGCAUGUCCUUUUAACAGUUUUCCAAAUCCCAAUUUUUAUAAAAUUUAACUUAAGCAUUAACAUCCUUAGAUCUUCACCUUAUGGAAUUAAACAUAUCAAUUCAUCACUUAAUAUAAAUAAAAUCCUUAGCCCAUUGGGUAUCUGCAAGCUAUUUUCAGUUUAACUUAACAAAUUUAACUAAAUAAUCAUUAAAUUUAAUCCAUUCUUCCUGAUACUCCUCCUCCUUCUGGUCGCGGACUCUUCCGGUUAGGUCAGCUAGCUCCGAAAAAUCCAUCAUCUUCAUCUGCCAUUCUUCUAUUGUUGGUAAUUCUUGGGUUUUCCACUUUUUAGCUAACAAAAUACGAGCAGCAGUUGUGGCAUACAAAAAUAAUUCAACAUCUUUCUUGGGCAAUUCCAAACCUGUUAUUCCAAGAAGAAAGGCCUCUGGUUUCUUUAUAAAUGUAUAUUUCAACAUUUUUUUCCAUUCAUUAUAAAUCUUUUCCCAGAAGUCUUUCAUCUUGGGACAGGUCCACCACAUAUGAUAAAAGGUUCCUUCCUUUUCUUUACAUUUCCAACACAUAUUGUCACAAUUAUGAUAUAUCUUUGCUAAUUUUAAAAUAAAAAUAAAAAUAGGUUUUCACACAUAGAGGACUGUGCAUUCAUGCAAAAAUGUGGCCUGGAUGCACAUGGUGUUGCAUGCUGGUAACACAUUAAUUUAAUCUGCUAAUAAGUCCGCCCUCCCCCACAAAAAAACUAGCUUGCAAACUAACUAGCCUUCUGACUGCACACGCCUAUGUUAAGUCAAUAGCGUGUUUAAACAGCCCGAAAGAAUAAGAAUAAUCUUUCUUCCAUCUCCAAAAGGUUCCCUGCUUUUCUGGUCAGGAGGGAUUCUUUUAAGUUAUUCACCUGGUUUUCUGUGUCAAUUUAUAAGCCAGCACUUAAUUCCUACCUCCACAAUAUUGUAGCAAUGUGUGGAGCGGCCCCUCAUCCCAUGGGACAAUUGUUGCGUACUUUCCUGCGUUUCUUCGUUUGCUGAUUUGAAAACACAAGUCGUGUUUUUCCACUGCAAGAUCUUUAAUGCUGUUGGUGACCCAGAAUAAAACAGUAUCAAACAAAAAUCCACAUUUGAACGUAACUCCCCAACCUGCGUACGAAUGUGCGCACACAGACGCAGGAUAGAGGUAGCAACAACAAAACAGGCAACAAAUGUGAGGGAAGAAAUUGUGCUAUUAUUUUCCUUCCACCUGACUUCAAAACACGAGGCCACCUGGAAAAGGCCAGUGCGUUUAUUUUCUUAGGAUCCUGUUGUUAGGAGCAUGUUGACACUUCAGCGCUUUAAAGAUUGCUCCUUGCAGUCCGAAACUGUGUCUUUAGCAUAUGUGCCUCCAGGGUGCAAAGAUCCGCCCAGCGCCCCCAAAUUUAGUUUAGCCCCCAAAUUAAUACCACCACACUUAUAAGCAGUUGGUUCCUUACCUUUCCUGCCCUGAUCUGGCCAUAGUGAUCCAUGUGACGGUCACCUCCAGGCUUGACUACUGUAAUUCGCUCUACGUGGGGCUGCCCUUGAAGCUCUCCCAGAAACUCCAGCGGGUGCAGAAUGCUGCAGCGAGGCUCCUCAUGGGGUCUCUGCCAUGGGAGCAUAUUCACCCAGUGCUUUUCAAGCUGCACUGGCUCCCGGUGGAGUACAGGGUCAGAUUUAAGGUGCUGGUUUUGACCUUUAAAGCCCUUCACGGCCUAGGACCCUCGUACCUAUGGGACUGCCUCUCCUGGUAUGCCCCACGGAGGACCUUAAGGUCCAUAUAUAGCAACACCCUAGAGGUCCUGGGCCCUAAGGAAGUUAGAUUAGCCUCAACCAGAGUCAGGGCCUUCUCAACACUGGCUCCGGCCUGGCCCUCUGUCUCAUGAGACCAGGGCCCUGCGGGAUCUGAUCUCUUUCCGCAGGGCCUGUAAGACAGAGUUGUUUCACCUGGCCUUUGGCUCAGAAUCAGUUUGAUUCCCUCUCCCUUUUUCUUUUUCCUUUCUCCUCCUAUGAUGAGAUUGCUCCCUAAUUGUUUUAAUGUUGUAUCUUAAUCUUUUAAAUUGUAUUUUAAUCAACUUGUUUUUAUUAUUGGUUGUUAGCCACCCUGAGCCUGGUCUUGGCUGGGGAGGGCGGGGUAUAAAUAAAUUUUUAUUAUUAUUAUUAUUAUUAUUAUUAUUUGGGCACCUACUUAGGAGAAACAUCAGUCAUGUCAAAGGUGCCUCUGAUCCCGCUGCCUCAUAGUGGCUCAAUAUAAUACGUAACAUAAUAUUUUGAUGUAAGAGUUAAUUUCGUGUGCACAGCGCCGUUGAGAAUGACAAGCGAUGGUGUGGCGCGUCUUUGGUAAAUGAGCGCACAAAGUCGAAAGUCCUUUAGUGAAACAGUAGGUAUACAUUUCGGUAAUACUUAGGUAUAUAUGUAUUUUGUUUUUCUAGCUUGAUCAAAAUUAUUAUUUCAUAACAGGUAGAUGGUUAAGAGCUUAGGUGGCUUCAGCAGCGGGCACAUGGUGCUCCCCCCCCCCAAGAAUUCGCCGCCCGGGUGCCCUGCACCCCUUGCACCCCCGGGGGAAGACGGCCCUGCCUGUGACAUUUUGGUCAUUGGCCUGAGCAACAGCUUAACUACACCACUGUAUAUGAGUUGUCGUCUGAAUGUCAGGCUGCUGUUGGUGUCAACUUUACUGCCUGAUUGACCGAGUGAAUUGGGGAUGAGCCUCAUCAUUGCCCCAAGUCUGAACUAGGAAGCAAGUUUUCGUUCCCCGAAGACAGCUUGCAUAAACCCGGGCCGCGCUGCAUCUUAAAGCGAAUAGCAAGGAGGAAUGGUGCUGUUGGCCAUUGAUGGGCCAACAGAGUUGUCACCCUCGUCUCACCUUUGUUUAUUAUUUUAUUUAUUGAGAUUUACCGUAUUUUUCGCACCAUAGGGCGCACCGGACCAUAGGGCGCACCUAGUUAUGGGAGGCGGAAAACAAGAAAAAAUUAUUCUGAACCCCAGAAGCCAGAACAGCAAGAGGGAUCUGGCUUCUGGGAUACCGUGCGGCUGUUCUGGCUUCUGGGGUAACUGCGCCAAGCCUCCUCAGGGCAGCGGGAUGAAGGCUCCCCCUGCCCAAAGAGGCUGCGCAGGGCUAAAGCAGAAGCCAGGACAGACGCAUCGCUGAAGGGGCACUGCGCCUUCUCUCUCUGUGCAGCGCCCCUCCUUCACAGAAGAGGCGCUGCGCAGAGAGGGAGAGGGCGCAGCGCCCCUUCAGCGAAGCUGGAGAAGGAACAGAAGAAGACCCUUCUGUUCCUCCUCUGGCUUCGCGUGAUAGGCGCGUUGCUCAUGGGGCGCUGCGCCUUCUCUCUCUCUGCGCAGCGCCUCUCCUUCACAGGAGAGGUGCUGCGCAGAGAGGGAGAAGGCGCAGCGCCCUUCAGCGAAGCUGGAGAAGGAACAGAAGAAGACCCUUCUGUUCCUCCUCCGGCUUCCAGGACAGGCGCGUCGCUGCCAAGCGGGAGGAGGAACAGGAGACCCUUCUGUUCCUCCUCUGGCUUCGUUUGUUAGGCGCGUUGCUCAAGGGGGCGCUGCGCCUUCUCUCUCUGCGCAGCGCCUCCUCAUGAAGUUGAGGCGCUGCGCAGAGAGAGAGAAGGCGCAGCACCCCUUCAGCGAAGCUGGAGAAGGAACAGAAGGAGACCCUUCUGUUCCUCCUCGGGCUUCGCUGGACAGGCGUGUCGCUGCGAAGCGGGAGGAGGAACAGGAGGAGUCCCUUCUGUUCCUCCUCCGGCUUCGCAUGACAGGCGCGUCGCUCAAGGGGCGCUACGCCUUCUCUCUCUCUGCGCAGCGCCUCUCCUUCACAGGAGAGGUGCUGCGCAGAGAGGGAGAAGGCGCAGUGCCUCCUCCGGCUUCCAGGACAGGCGCGUCGCUGAGAAGCCAAGGAACCUGCAUUCGCUCCAUAGGACGCACACACAUUUCCCCUUCAUUUUUGGAGGGGAAAAAGUGCGUCCUAUAGAGCGAAAAAUACGGUAUAUAACACCCGCCAUCGUAAGAUCUCAUAAGAUGGAAACAUGAAAAUAAGUAAAACAGCAAAACAAUAACCCCCCUUCCCACAGACACAUUUGAAAGCCUUGCAAAAAGGUUUACAAAAUAAUAUAAAAUCCAUGUAUGAGAGUUCCCCAGAAUAAGCCACGUGUGAUAAUGCUCUGCAACACAUUAAUUCUUUCUGCAAUUCCUUAGAGUGUAAUCUACAUACCUGCUGAGCAUGUUUUAUAAGCGCAAGGGGGCUUAUUCGGAGCAAAUGAUUUAUACAUGCCCCUCACUUCACACCCAUGUGUGCACUCGAGAAGAGUGAUCCACCAUUGCUCCCAUUUUACAGAUGGACUACCGAGGCCGAGUGACUGAUCUGAGAUGCAGGACUGAUUCUUCUUACCUGCACCUUAUCUUCACGUUUGCACAGGUGAUGGGUUAGGAUACCGGUUGAAGUCGUCAAGAGUUUGCGCCCAAUAGGUUCUUCUCAUCACUUAUGAGCCACAGGAAGUGACUGCAUUUCCGGCUAGACACCCUGAGGUUGUGUGCCCUAAUUCUGUCACCGGGGUUUUUGAAAAGCAGGCAAUCCACAAGUGAAGGAUUAGUUUACCUGAAUUUCAGGUGUGUCUAAGACCUGUAAUACAUGAUCUAAUAAUUUUCAUUCCAAUCCACUUCAUCACCCACCACAGACAUAAUAAUCCAGUAAUGUCCCCAAGCAGGUUUAUUAUUAAUUAAUUAAUUAAUUAAUCAAUCAAUCAAUCCGCCCAUGGGCUCAGCAAGAUGCUCUGAUGAGGACAUACUUUGAACGUCAAGGUUUAUUUAUUUAUUAAAUUUGUAUACCUCCCUUAUACCUGUAGAUCUCAGGGCCAUUCACAACAUAAAAUCGCAAUAUAAAAAACAAACAGAAAAUACAUAAUAGAAACAAAAGACAAACCAAGAAUCCCCCUUUUCAAAACACUUUUUCAAAGGGCUUCAGAUGACAAUCAGUCCAAGGCCUGGUUGAAGAGGAACCUUUUUUGCCUGGCACCUAAAGAUGUAGAAUGAAUGAUUCUCCCUGGGGGAGAGCGUUCCACAUUUCAAUUUGGGGUGGGAGGCGAAAUAUCAUUAUCAAUUUUUUUAUUUGCAUACCGUCUUUCUACCUUACAAUACUCAAGGCGGUUUACAAGCUGAAGAUCUAGCAAUCUAAUGCAAUACAAAAAUGUGAUAAUAAAACAAAACUUUAAAAUAAGCAACCUACAUCAAAAAGUAACAUUCAACAAUUAUUAGAGUAGUAUAAAAUGAUAAUAUCAACAUAUAAAAGGAAAAGGUUGAUAUUUCCCUUCCCCCCCAAAAAAUUCUAGUGACAGCUACUUUUAGAAAAUAAAGUCAAUAUUGGGAGAUCUCUCCCAAAUGAUUGGAUCUCUCAGGCCCACCUCCGCCAUGGAUGCCCUUAUGAUUUUAAGAGGAGAGAAAAAGUUACCUCUUUCCUCACGGCCGUUUGCUGGUUGCAAUUAAGGAGCUGAAGUGAAUAUAAAGUAGGAGUGCUUUUCCCUCCCCCAUGCAGCCCAAAUUAAGGAUUAUAUCUUGUGCUUUGAAACUUGAAAAGCAACUCAAAAGGAUUUGCUCUUCUCAAGCAACUGCCUUGUACCGAAAGUAGUGGGGUUUAAUCUUUACAAAAUAGGCUGCUUAGUGCUUUCCGUUCCAUCUGCAAGGCUGUUUCUAAAGUCAAAUGGAACAGGGUGGAAAAAUGUGUCUCUCUCUUCCUCCUUCCUUUCCCUCAACGUCCCUGCUCCAUGCCCAGUGUUUCUGAAAUUUUCCCUGAAUGGAAGAAAAGUACUCUGUCAGUGAAGGCCUCCCAUUGUGUGCUAGCGCUGGGCGAUACCUGGUUUUCAACAUGGCGAUAGAUCAACAUGGCGAUAGAUCACCGACGAAACAUCGCAAUAUACCGAUAUAUCACGAUGUCUGAAAUAAGGAUGGAGCUAUGUACAGUGGUCCCUUGGUUCUUAAACAAUCCGUUCCAGAAGUCUGUUGCAAAACCAAGCGUGCUUUCCCAUAGAAAGUAAUGCAAAACGGAUCAAUCCAUUACAGACUUUUAAAAACAACCUUUUAACAUCAAUUUUACUAUCUAACAAGACCAUUGAUCCAUAAAAUGAAAACAAUAAUAAAUGUACUGUACUAUAAAAUAAAUAAGACAGUAUUGUAGAUGAUUAAAAUUAAAAUUAUUAUUUUUUCCUACCUGCACUGAUGAUAGUCAUUGUUUGGAUGGGGGGCUUUUAUCCAUUUCCGCAGUCGCACAAUCAAUCAGUCAGCAGCUCAACUGGGUUCCACACAGUCACAAAAAUAAAUCAACCGAAAAAGCCACAAAAACGCAAAAAAGCAAAAACGAAAGCAGCAAACAUAAUCCAUUCCGGAAGUCUGAUAUAUUGCCAGGUCAAAGAUUAGGAAAUCAUUAUCACAAUAUGGACUUCAAAUCGAUUUGGGAUGAUAUAUUGACAUAUUGCCUACCUUCGUCUGUCCACUGGGCUCUGCUGAAUCUGUUGAUGAAGACAGCCUUAUGCUGUUUCUGAACACUCCCAGUGUUUGCAAGAUACAAUGGAACCUCGGUUUUCAAACGUAAUCAAUUCCGGAAGAUGGUUCAACUUCCAAAAUGUUUAAAAAACUGAAAGCGAAAGCCUCAGUUCAAUAAAGGUACCCCUGCCCAUACGGGCCAGUCGUGACCGACUCUAGGGUUGCGCGCUCAUCUCGCUCAAGAGGCCGGGAGCCGUCGCCGUCCGAAGACACUUCCGGGUCACGUUGCCAGUAUGACGAAGCUGCAACUGGUGAGCCAGCACCAGUGCCGCACACGGAAACGCCGUUUACCUUCCCACUAUAAAGCGGUACCUAUUUAUCUACUUGUACUUAAGGGUGCUUUCGAACUGCUAGGUGGGCAGGAGCUGGGACCGAAAGAUGGGAGCUCACCCCCACGUCCCUCUCAGUUCAAUAGGGUAACUCAAAAUGGAAGCCGCGCCAGACGUUCAGGUUCUGAAAAACGUUUGAAAACCGGAACAUUUACUUCUGGGUUUUCAGCAUUCGGGAGCCGAAACGUUUGAAAACGGAGCCAUUCAAGAACCGAGGUUUGACUGUGCAAAGCUCCUUGCAUAUCAACAAUACUGUGUCUGGGAGAAACCUGCUCUUAGCUAUCUCUCUGUUUCACUGCAGGGCUGGUUUUCUACUUGCAGGGCAUUCAGGGAGAUAUUCCACUUAGCAUUUGCCCCCCUUCUUGUUCGGUUUAUUCUGCCCCCUCAAAACUUUUGCUCCCCUUUGCUGCGUCCAUCAGAGAGCUGGUUCAGGGAGCUCUUAGCUCCUCUUCUGUUGGUCUCCUGGAAUCGCAGAGCAUAGAAUCAUAGGAUCGCAGAAUUGGAAAGGGACCCGAGGGUCAUCUAGUCCAAUCCCACCAUAUCAGCGGGAGCAUCCAUGACAGACGGCCAUCCAACCUCUGCUUAAAAGCCCCCAAGGAAGGAGAGUCCACCAUCUCCCUAGAGAGACAGCUCUUACUAUCAGAACGUUCUUCCUGAUAUCUAGUUGGAAAUCUCCUUUCUUGUUGACCUCUUGAUGUGUCCCAAACAACAAGGAAGGGGUGUAGUGGGGGUUCUCCACCCACUCCCUCCUCCAACACAACAAGGCUGCCCCAAAAUGAAGAAGCUAAAGCCAACCGAUUGUUCUGUCGUAGAGUUUGAACUAUGGCUGGCUCUCCCAUGAGGCAAAGUGAGGCAAUGGUGCCACGGUCCGAGGCAAAGUCCCAGCUGAGGACUUCGGGACCGGGGGCAAGAUGGCGGGGUGGGAGCAGGAACGGGGGUCCAGAAGUCAGGAAGCCAAGAGUCCGAGGGUCAGAGAGCCGGGAGUCAAGAAGCCAAGGGUCUGAGGGUCAGGAAGCAAGGAGUCACGAAGUCAGGGGUCCGAGGAUCAAGAAGCAAGGAGUCACGAAGUCAGGGGUCCGAGGAUCAAGAAGCAAGGAGUCAAGGAGCCAAACAGCAAGGCAGGGAACGUGUUGCUGUGGCAAAGAGCCGAAGGAAAAUGCUGACCUUAUAUCCCUUCCUGGCUCUUGCCACCAGAUGCAGCGAGUUACCAAUCGGCCUCACCUGUGUGGCCGCGCCUUGCCUCCUCAGAACAAACUUAGGAAGGCCCCAGUCCUGCGAAGUCCUACCGGUCACAGGCCUGGCUUCUGCAUGCACUCCACUCAGGCGGCAGGAUCCACAGGGACGGCAGAUCUGUCUUCCAGCAGCAUUGUCCGUUGCCGCUGUGGUGACAGUGACAGGGUGCUCCUUGCCACCUCUAUAGCAGCUUCUUGGCCAAUAGGAGGCACGGCUGGUCUCCUGUCACCCUUGUCCCCAUUGUAGAUCUUUAUUCCUCUCCUGGCAGGGUGGGCGGCACUGUUUUGUGGCUCGCCUCAGGUGACAAAAUUCCUUGAGCCACGGGAGGAGCCGUGUUGCCAUGUGUUUUGCCAGGCCAAAGUGCUGGCUCGGACCAGAACUUCCCACGAGUUGGAGCCAAGUGACUUCUGCUCAAUUUAUUCUUCCUUGCACGUGCAAGUCUUUCAAUGCUCUCGGCCAAAAGAAGAAGAAGAAGAAGAAGAAGAAAGGGCACGGAGACCGAGUUGCAAGUGUUUCAUAGCGCUUUCUUUCUUCUGGCUCAAAAUCGGGGGAUGCCCGCAACCAUUUGGCCUCUUUCAUGGCCACCACUCCUGGUUUUAUGGUUGCAGCCUUGGCAGUGGUCUUCCAGGGAUCAUACCUGUUAGUCUCCACCAUUUUCAUAUUGUGUCAACAUGAGGGUGAUGUCUUCUGCAGGCAGUUGAGAGCACUGCAUGUCCUAGAAAGAGUUGACUCAGGCAAAGCGAUGGUCUAAGUCGUGCAUGGCAUGAGGUCUGUCUACACCAUGGGUAGGCAAACUAAGGCCAGAUCCGGCCCAAUCGCCUUCUAAAUCUGGCCCGUGGACGGUCCAGGAAUCAGUGUGUUUUUACAUGAGUAGAAUGUGUGCUUUUAUUUAUGUAUGCUAUUUAUUUAUUAUUAAUCUCUGGGUUAUUUGUGGGGCAUAGGAAUUCAUUAUUCCCUCCCAACAAAUAUAGUCCGGCCCCUCACAAGGUCUGAGGGACAGUGGACCAGCCCCCUGCUGAAAAAGUUGGCUGACCCCUGGUCUACACUUCUAUCUCAAUUUGUGUGUCAGGGCAGGGAUGGAGUCUUGGUGGGGGGGGGGAGAGGUUGUUUUUAUUUCUGCCUCCUCUUAUCCAGAUAUUUGCCUGGGAAAGUGCUAAGCUUACUCCGUUGUGCAAGAUCACUCUCCCUCCCCUAACGUUUUUUGUUUCGGUUUUGUAAAAUACCACUUUAUUUAAUCAUUCCUUUCUGCUUAUUUAAUUUUUUUUCCCGUUUCCCCCCUUAGAUAAGCAACAUCUUAUUUUUUGUUUUGCCACCCAUAUGUAUGUGCUUAUUCCGACAAUAUGCAACCUGCUUCAACAGCGGAAUAUAUUUAAUAUGGACCCUCCUUGUGGUGGUUGGUAAGUCCUUCUGUGUCUGUCCUAUGUGACCUGAAAUUCUGAGAAAUUAUAUUUAUUUAUUUAUUAUUUGAAAACAAGGUGCACCGGGGUGGGGGUGGACAACAAAUAAGGUGCUUGGAGAAUGUGCCCGAAUUCAGAAGUACAGUACACUCCCAAAAUAAAAUAUUGGAAGUUGGGUGCCAUUUUGAGCCUCUCAGUUUCCCUUGCUAUGUAUUAAAUAAGGUAGUUUUCCAUUAUUACGAACAUUGUGGGAUACGUCAUGGUGCUUCCAGUUGGAUUCUUAUGCUGGGAUGGCUUCUCCUCAAGCCGACAAGUUUUAUCCACCCUUCAUUUAAUCUGGAUUUAGCCUUUCUGGCAGAAAUCCAAUAAGUAUAAAGAAGUCUGUUGCCAAUGACCCAUUUCUGCUAAUAUGCAGAUUAAGUCCCUGUCUGUAAGCAUUGAGGUUGGUUUCGGUUCUGGUCUUAAUGGUCUCGAGAGGAAGGGCAGUGCGUAUUAUUUUACUUACCUCAAAGAGUAGUAGGCCAGCCCUGUUUGCUCAGUCAGGCCCUAAACUACUCAUCAGCUGAUUUCCUUUUUGCACCUUCAUAUAUAUAGAUAUCUAUUUUAACACAUCCUCACAGUUUCUCAAUUAAGUUCUGCAAUGAGAUAACUGACUGGGCAAACAAAACCCCUCCCCACUGAAGUCUCCCACAAAUACUUUGCUCUAAAGUUAAUUUUGAAGCUUUUGGGAGUGGGUUUCGAUCUUCAAAAUCUAGCUCUUCGCCGUGUGCUUGGUUGCUUGCUUGCAUUCAAUUUUCAGACACUUGUCUGUGCAAAGCCGCCUGGCUGUUGUUGAAUCUUGCCGAGAAGAGAAGAGGAAAGUUUGAACUGUGCUGUAAUGACCUCUUGAUUCUGAAUGUGUCCCCCCUCCAGGAAUUGGAUCUGUCUACUUCCACGCCACGCUCAGUUUCCUGGGUCAAAUGCUUGACGAACUCGCUAUACUCUGGGUUUUGAUGUGUGCUCUGGCUCUGUGGUUUCCCAGAAGAUAUCUUCCCAAAAUGUUCAGGAACGACAGGUAAUGUCUCUUAAGCGCUGGUGUGCUGGUCCCGAGGGUUAACCGUGUGGCGAGGUCUGAGUCCAGUCCGAGGUUGAGGGUGUGGUAUGGAGGCUGUCCAUCAAAGCUGAAGCUGGGUCCAAGGCAGGGAGUCGGGCGAGGUCAGGAACUCUGGCAGAAGAGCAGGACAGGGUGCGGGCAGGAACAGGCUACCAACAAUGUUGCUCCCGCAACUUGGGACUGGGGCUGGCCGGCUUUUAUAUGCCCUGAGGCAUAGGGCGGCCCCGAUCUUCUGGUGACUCGCCUCUCCUGGCCUGGAGGUGAGCACUCUUCCUGGGGGAACUUCGUUCCCUCCGCCUCUCUGCCCUGAGCCUCUGCAGCUCAGGAGAGGCUGGAGGGUUACCGGACCCAGAGGCAACCUCAGCUUCCUCUGACGGGGCUGAAAGUGGAGCACCUACAGGCAAUGGGUCCUCCAUCACCUCAGGAGCCAGAGCAGACUCAGCUGGUGCCUGCACCUGAGGAUCCAGCACAGGUGAGGACCCUUCAGGCUCAUGCCCCAGCCCCGGCUCAGCUGGUUCUGGAGGCGGGAACUCCUGUGCAGGCUGGGAUUCCUCAGGUUCAGCCUCUGAGUCCGAAUCCCAGGCCAUCACAGCUGGCCUUUAAAGAGUGGGCUGCAUUAAUAGCACCGUGCCCUUCUCCUCAGAAGAGGGCAGGAGAGAACCAGAAAGGGCUGUAACCCAGGGAUUCUGACAUCACCUUUAAAUUUGCCAUCUGCCAAGGCUAUAAUAAAAACUAGGUUGUGGGAUAUUGAAAGCCAAGAACUAACAGUAGCAGCAGAGAAAACAUGUUCCCCUCUUUAUUUUCAACUUUCUUGGGCACAUGAAACUAACACAAUUACCUUGAAUUUCUGCUUAACCCUCAAGAAAGGAGGGCAUUUUCGCUGGCCAGGUUUAAUUCAAAUCCAUCAAACCUCCUUUGGGGAAGGUUCUCAGGCAGGGUGGAAGGAGAAAGAACUUGCCCAUGUGAAGACCACCUGGUGGAAACCCUUACACACAUGGUUCUUAAUUGUAAACUAUAUGCUGAUCUCCGCCAGCAAUUUCUAGAUCAUCUCUGUAUCCCCAAAUGGAAACCAGAGUCAGAGGUCAUACAUUUUCUAUUACUGGGGAAUGAUCAGGAGCUCACCAAGUUAGUGGCUAAAUAUCUCCAUUUGGUUUUUUGUCGUCGAAAUACACUGCAGACGUCUGAUCUCCCUGGAGACCAAGAGAUGUGACCAUAGACUGUUCUGCCUCCUUUCUUUUAGUAAACGUUUUGUGCCACUGGGGAAGUGGAAAUUCUGUAUUGAUUUGUUUUGGAAGUUUGUAUGUGAUGCCAAUAAAAGGUUUAAUUAUGCUGACUCUUUUUAAAAAUAAUAAUCCAGGGGCCGAUUUAAGGCAGCAGUAGGCAUCCUCUCUGGGGUCACCACCUGCCUUGCCUUCAUUAAGCCUGCCAUCAAUAACAUCUCGCUGAUGACGUUGGGUCUUCCCUGCAGUGCCUUGCUCGUCGCAGAGCUGAAAAGGUGGGUGUCUGUCGCUGUGACAAAAUAGAUCUUCUGUUUGGAUGCUUGCUUACCGUUUGGAGUGAACACCUUCAGGGUGUGUGCAGGGCCGGAUUUAGAUUUGAUGAGGCCCUCAGCUCCUGAAGGUAAUGGGGCCCUUUCUAUGUCCAGCUGUCCUUUGUCCACAACAAAUUGGCGCUGUUUUUUGUGUUGAGUAUAUGCUAUAUGGUAAUUGAUGGCCCUAAAGGUAAAGGUAAAGGGACCCCUGACCAUAAGGUCCAGUCAUGACCGACUCUGGGGUUGCUGCACUUAUCUCGCUUUAUUGGCCAAGGGAGCCGGCGAACAGCUUCCAGGUCAUGUGGCCAGCAUGACUAAGCCGCUUCUGGCGAACCAGAGCAGCGCACGGAAACGCUGUUUACCUUCCCGCAGGAGUGGUACCUAUUUAUCUACUUGCACUUUGACGUGCUUUCGAACUGCUAGGUUGGCAGGAGCUGGGACUGAACAACGGGAGCUCACCCUGUCGCGGGGAUUCGAACCGCCGACCUUCUGAUCGGCAAGCCUUAGGCUCUGUGGUUUAACCCACAGCGCCACCCGCAUCCCUAUUGGUGGCUCUAGUAGGUAUCUAAAGCCAUUUGCACAUCACAAAACUUGUAUUUUAUCAAAGUAAUUGCUGAACUCGAAUACAAUUAAGAAGAAGUAUAUUAAUAGUGAAAUGCAAUUAAGAAGAAGUAUAUUAAUAGUGAAAUAAUUAUUAAACUCUAACUUAAAAUGAUUUUUUUAUUCAUAACAAACUUAAUAAUGCAAACACAUUGGCAUUUGGCAAUAACAAAAGUUCCAUUAGAAACACAAUUUACAAAGAUUUAUCUAGUCUCUAGAAACUUGCUAUAACAUGAAAUAAUAAUAGGUGUAAAUAUAUGAUGCAAACUACUAAUAAUUAUAAAUAGCAGAAUGUAGGCACCCUAUAUAUAGAAAGGAGCAAACCAGGGAUAUUUGAGGGAGGAUAGCAGGCAGGGCCAUGACUUACAUUAUAGGAGCCUACACAACACAAAACACAGUUGCUGUAGGUAGGUUUUAUUUUAUUUGUUUUUUUCUUAUAUUUUGGAAAUGUACAUCCAGGGUUUUUUUCCUAUAAUUUUUUUGGGGGGGCCCCCAAGCGAGUGAAGCCCUAAGCUAUAGCUUGUUUAGCUUAUACGUAAAUCCGGCACUGGGCGUGUGACUUACUUGUGGGCAGAGAGGCAGAAGCACACCUGGAAUUAAGACACAAAAGAGCUUAAAUGUUCCCAUGGAAAUCCCAAGCAUCUGGACAGGAGCUGUUUUGGGUGGACGACUUGACAAGGUGAUAAAUGGUUCUGUAAAUAAACUGGGUGCAUUAUAAUAACUUCUCUCCCUUAGCGUUGCAAAACAAAAUAUCUUGUCACUUCGAAGAGGUGACAAAGGCUCCCAGUUUGAAAGCUGCCACCUGGGCCUUCAAAAGGGGCUGUGAUGCUGAGAAGAGGGAUUAUAAUUUUUAAAUAAUUUAUUAUUUAUACCCUGUCCAUCCCCCCCCCACAUUUUUUAAAAAUAACAUCUGUAACUGCCUGGCUUUUAGGUAAAGGUAAAAGGACCCCUGACCAUUAGGUCCACUUGUGACCGACUCUGGGGUUGCGGCGCUCAUCUCGCUUUAUUGGCUGAGGGAGCCGGCGUACAGUUUCCUGGUCAUGUGGCCAGCAUGACUAAGCUGCUUCUGGCAAAACCAGAGCAGUGCAUGGAAACGCCGUUUACCUUCCUGCUGGAGCGGCACCCAUUUAUCUACUUGCACUUUGAGGUGCUUUCGAACUGCUAGGUGGGCAGGAGCAGGGACCGAGCAACGGGAGCUCACCCCGUCACGGGGAUUCGAACUGCCGACCUUCUGAUCGGCAAGCCCAAGAGGCUCUGUGGCUUAACCCACAGCGCCACCCGCGUCCCAGUGCCUGGCUGUUAGUCACCAUCUGAAUGGUCUCAUUUAUUUGGAAACCAGAAAUGCCAGUGGAACUGCGCUGGGAUAAGAACCCCUCGGGCAGGUGUAACACACCCCAACUUACCGCCAAUCCUUCUUGCAACAGUGUUGUGGGGAAAGCAGGAAGACGAAAUCAAAGUACCGCUUCACACAGGAACAUGCAAUCUAUGGCAUUCGCUCCUGCCGUGCGCAAUGACGGCCAUCAGCUUGGAUGCCUCUAAAAGUGGCUUAGACUUUCUGUGUUUAGUUGUAAGGCUUAAUUUGCUUUUGGCUCGUGGCUUUUUCUGGGCCACAUGCUUGUUGUUUUUUUAAAGAGUGCUUUUAGACGAUGCCCUUGAUACUUGUUUUCAUGCCAUGACCUGCCUCGGGGCAAGGGGGGUGUAUGCAAAUGUUGCCCCCAAAUGUAGAAAGCUUAUCGCCUCUGAGUUUUGUUCAGUUCUUAAUCUUGGGUCAGAUGUCAUUCUUUUGCUGUGCUUUCAAUGAUCGCCUGGCUUGGCUUUCAGAUGCGACAAUGUGCGAGUGUACAAGCUGGGACUAUUUUCUGGCCUCUGGUGGACUUUGGCGCUUUUUUGUUGGAUCAGCGACAAAGCAUUUUGUGAGAUCUGGUCAUCAUUCAACUUCCCAUAUUUGCACUGCGUAUGGUGAGUCCAUCGUGUUCGGAUUCCAGUCCUUCCCACAAUUCCCGCCCCCCUCUCUCUGCCCUCCGUUUCCCAGUAUUACAUCUAGCCAUAUUUGUUGGAUGAAGAGACUAUAUAGAAAACUCAGACCACCCUUCACCAACAUCAGGGGUCCCCAAACUAAGGCCCACGGGCCAGAUAAGGCCUGAGGGACUCGUUUAUCUGGCCUACGGAGACCCCUGCCACCCGCGACCACCACCUGCUCUUACCAGCGCUGCGCUGCGCUUGCCCACUUCCGGGUCGGAGGAGCACUGACAAUAGCUUGUGCGCGUGCGCAAGCAUUAUUUCUGGUGCACAUCCAGGUUGGGGGAGGCCCGUGCACAUGCUCACAAGCUAUUUCCGGUGCUCCUCCGACCCAGAAGUGCGCCGGAAAUAGCGUGUGCGCAUGCGUAUGGGCAUGCGCUCCCUCGCCCUCCGGCCCACAGUGCGAUCAGCGCUGGGAACCACCAGCUUGAGGCGCGGUAAGUUUCCUGACCCCUGACCAACGUGGUACCCGCCUCCCCGAUGCCCAUCAGCCCCCCUCCCAGCCCCACACACUAGAGGGCACCAUGUUUGUUAAAGCUGGUCUGAGUUCUCAGUGUAGUCUGUGAAGGCUGAUCCAGACACUACAGGCAUUCAACUCUGUUGUUUUUACAAAAAUGUGUGUUGGGAGUGAAAAAAACGUUUUGUUGCCUUAAUACUGGAUUUACAUUUCUAAGGGAACAGCCCUGUGCUUGGGGCAAAGCGCAUCUUUUGCCUGCCUAAGGUCCCCGGUUCAGUCCCUGACACCUCCUGUUUCAGCCUCAUGAUGAUCACCAGCUGAACAUCGUGAUAUAGUGAUAUAUCACGAUGCCAAAAAGGAAGGAGUGUGAGGCACCAGGGCGAAACUGCUGCUGCUCCCGCCAGCACCUGGCAGGUGGAGGGAGGAGCCCCAGCCUCACAACAACAACAACAAUAUUAUUAUUAUUAUUAUAGUAAUUUAUUAUUUAUACCCUGUCCAUCUGUCUAGGUUUCCCCAGCCACUCUGGGCGGCUCCCAACAGAAUAUUAAAAACACGAUAAAACUUCAAACAUUAAAAGCUUCCCUAAACAGGGCUGCCUUCAGAUGUCUUCUAAAAGUCAUUUAGUUAUUUAUCUCCCUGACAUCUGGCGGGAGGGUGUUCCACAGGGCGGGCGCCACCACCGAGAAGGCCCUCUGCCUGGUUCCCUGUAACCUCGCUUCUCGCAGGGAGGGACCCGCCAGAAGGCCCUCAGAGCAGGACCUCAGUGUCCAGGCUGAACGAUGGGGGUGGAAACGCUCCUUCAGGUAUAUUGGAAUAUUGUGAAGCUCCUUGACAUCUGACGGGAGGCGAGUGCCACCACCAAGAAGGCCCUCUGCCUGGUUCCUAGUAACUUCACUUCUCGCAGUGAGGGAACUGCCAGAAGGCCCUCGGAGCUGGACCUCAGUGUCUGGGCUGAACGAUGGGGGUGGAGACACUCCUUCAGGUAUAUGGAGAUGCUCUUUCACAAGGCACUGGAGUGAAGCUUCUGCCAGCACCCAGCGCAUGGAGGAAGCACUCAGCCUGCCUGCUCAGCAGGAGAAGGAAUCAAAGGUGACGGCCUGCAGGGAAGCCCCCCCCCCCAAUAUACCGCCGGGUUAAAACCCCAUCGCAAUCUGGCCCUCAAUCCGGCCCUGGACAAUGUAUCGAUACAUCGCCCAGGCCUAAUGCACGGUUCCUUCUUUUCAGAUUUGCAAGGAAAUCAAGACAGAGCUGUUCUGCCUGGCCUUUGGUUUGGACUCAGUCUGACCCUUAUGCUGCCCUCCCUUUAUGGUUUUGAUCUAUCGGUUACUUUUAAAAUGAGGCUGCAUUUUAAAUUGCAUUUGAACCUCUAUUUUAAAUUGCCCCCCCAUUAUGUUUUUACUGUGAUUUUUUUCAAAAAAUUUUUUGACAAAUAUUUUAUCAUUAAAAUAAUUCAACAUUAGUAAAGGUAAAGGUACCCCUGCCCGUACGGGCCAGUCGUGUCCGACUCUAGGGUUGUGCGCCCAUCUCACUUAAGAGGCCGGGGGCCAGCGCUGUCCGGAGACACUUCCGGGCCACGUGGCCAGCGUGCCAAACUGCUCUGGCGAGCCAGCACCAGCGCAGCACACGGAAACGCCGUUUACCUUCCCGCUAUAAAGCGGUACCUAUUUAUCUACUUGCACUUAGGGGUGCUUUCGAACUGCUAGGUGGGCAGGAGCUGGGACCGAAAGACGGGAGCUUACCCCGCCGCGGGGAUUCAAACCGCCGACCAUGCGAUUGGCAAGCCCAAGGCGCUGAGGUUUUACCCACAGCGCCACCCGCGUCCCUUAAUUCAACAUUAAUACAUACAUAUUACAAAUAAACUCUCUUUUCCCCCUAUUAUGUAAUUACUGUGAUUUCAUUGGCGUUAGCUGCCCUGAGCUGGGGAGGGUGGGGUAUAAAUAACAUUUAUUAUGAUGAUGAUGAUGAUGAUGAUGAAUAUCAGUUGCACGCUGGUGGUGAGGAGCAAGCUGUACUCACCCUCCUCCGUUUCUGUUCUGCCCCCUCAGGCACAUCCUCAUUUGCAUUGCCGCUUACCUGGGCUGCGUGUGCUUUGCCUACUUCGAUGCCGUCUCAGAGAUCCCUGAGCAGGGCCCGGUCAUUAAGUUCUGGCCCAGCGAGAAGUGGGCGUUCAUCGGGGUCCCUUACGUCUCCCUCCUCUGCGCGCACAAGAAAUCGCCCCUGAAGAUCACAUGA
Molecule: messenger RNA, 18871 nt
Organism: Podarcis lilfordi (Lilford's wall lizard)
Lineage: Eukaryota; Metazoa; Chordata; Lepidosauria; Squamata; Lacertidae
Source: the annotation of a GenBank genome assembly